Messenger RNA from Trichechus manatus latirostris (Florida manatee), 1611 nucleotides. RefSeq names its product keratin 78 (gene KRT78). Gene Ontology annotation, biological process: keratinization; intermediate filament organization. Lineage: Eukaryota; Metazoa; Chordata; Mammalia; Sirenia; Trichechidae. Gene Ontology annotation, cellular component: keratin filament. The record is from RefSeq and is a predicted model, not a curated record. The transcript has 9 exons. Gene Ontology annotation, molecular function: structural constituent of skin epidermis. The coding region runs from base 61 to 1611 and encodes 516 amino acids.
AGGAACUCACAUACCUUGGCAAUCUGUCUGUCUACAGCUUCGUGACCAUCAGUCCCUGCCAUGUCUCUCUCCCCGUGCCGGGUCCAGAGGGGCUUCAGUGCUCACUCAGCCUGUUCUGCUCGCUCAGGGAGCCGGGGCAGGGGCAGCUUUAGUAGCAAGAGCCUUAGUUCUUUUCGAGGACGCCGAGGGGCCUCUCGUGGGAGGACCUGGGGGUCAGGAGAAAGGCUGAGGAUGUGGUUUGGGGAGAGGAGGGGUGGGCCUGGGCUUUCCUUGUGUCCUCCAGGGGGCAUCCAAGAAGUGACCAUCAACCAGGAUCUACUGACCCCACUGAAGAUUGAGAUUGACCCCCAGUUCCAGAUCGUACGGACGCAGGAGACCCAAGAGAUCAGAACCCUCAACAACCAGUUUGCUUCCUUCAUUGACAAGGUACGGUUCCUGGAACAGCAGAACAAGGUGCUGGAGACCAAGUGGCACUUGCUCCAGCAGCAGGGGAUGAGUGGCAGACCCCAGGGCCUGGAGCCUUUCUUUGAGGACUACCUGGACCGUCUCAGGAAGCACCUGGAGUUGCUCCAGAGAGAACGAGGGGCUCUGGAUGCUGAGCUGAAGACCUGCCAGCACCAGGAGGAGGAGUAUAAGGCCAAGUAUGAGCAAGAGGCCCACACACGUGCCACGGUUGAGAAUGACUUUGUGAUCCUCAAAAAGGAUGUGGACGAGGUCUUCCUGAGCAAGAUGGAGUUGGAAGGCAAGCUGGAGGCUCUGAGAGAGUACAUCUGCUUCUUGAGGCGUCUGUAUGAAGAAGAGCUGAGCCAGCUCCAGAUCCAGGUCAACAACACAUUUGUGGUACUGUCCAUGGACAACAACCGCUGCCUGGACUUUAGCAACAUCAUCGCUGAGGUCCGCGACCGCUACGAGGAGAUUGCUCGGACCAGCAAGGCCGAGGCUGAGGCGCUGUACCAGACCAAGUACCACAAGCUUCAGGAAUCUGUCCAGCUUCAUGGAGACAGCAUGAGGGAAACCAAAGCCCAAAUCUCCCAGCUGCACCAAGCGAUUCAGAAGCUGCAGAGUCAGAUUGAGAACCUCAAGAAGCAAAAUGCCAACCUGCAGUCAGCCAUCACUGAUGUGGAGCAGCGCGGGGAGCUGGCCCUCAAGGAUGCUCAGGCCAAGCUGGAGGAACUGGAGGCUGCUCUGAGAAGGGCCAAGCAGGACCUGGCCCGCCUUCUGCGGGACUACCAGGAGCUGAUGAGCACAAAGCUGGCCCUGGAUGUGGAGAUCGCCACCUACCGGAGGCUGCUGGAGUGCGAGGAGUGCAGGAUGUCUGGGGAGUGCACCAGCCAGGUCACCAUCCCUGCAGUAGGAGACAGCACUAUGGUGCCUGGAGAAGUUGGUGGAGACCUGGUGGGCAUUUGCGGACUUGGAGGCGGGAAAGGUAGUUUUGAGUCCAGUUGCUCCAGCGUCGUCACUGGCGGCUCCAAAGUCAUUCUGGGAUCUGGGCAGGGCCCUGAGUUGGUCUCCUGCUCUGUGUCUGGCUCUGGCACUGGCUCUGGCUCCAGCUGCCGCACCAUCCUGAAGAAGACGGUCGAAUCAACUUUGAAGACAUCCAUCACAUACUGA